Diceros bicornis minor is the source of this 4540-nucleotide messenger RNA. It is a transcript of the gene IFT46, whose product is annotated as intraflagellar transport 46. Gene Ontology annotation, cellular component: intraciliary transport particle B; motile cilium; centrosome. NCBI's taxonomy places the organism in Eukaryota, Metazoa, Chordata, Mammalia, Perissodactyla, Rhinocerotidae. Gene Ontology annotation, biological process: intraciliary transport; cilium assembly. The coding region runs from base 314 to 1381 and encodes 355 amino acids. The transcript is spliced from 13 exons. The record is from RefSeq and is a predicted model, not a curated record.
GAAGGUCGCACGAGAGUGAAAGCAAGUCUCGCGAAUUUUUUUUUUCCUGCCUAGCGACUGACAACAGGCCGGUUGCUUCAAGUGGAAUCCCUCAAGUGGCCUAGCCUGAGAUUGGAGUGAGACUCCAGCCUUAGGCUGGGGUUCUUUCCAUCUAGGGGAGACGGAUUCAGAGGGGCUACAGACCAAGAUUGUUGAAAACCAGACAUACGAUGAGCGUCUAGAGAUUAACGACUCUGAAGAGGUUGCAAGUAUAUAUACUCCAACCCCAAGACACAAAGGACUUCCUCGUUCUGCCCAUCUUCCUGACAAGACUAUGGCUGAUAGCAGUGAUGAGUAUGAAGAGGAAAAUAACAAGGUCCUAAGUGAGGGCAUGCCACAGGCUCCAGGCCACAGAGGCAAAGACAUGGAUCCCGUCCCAACUGCCCCUGCAAACCCCAAGCGUCACCAGACCCCUUCUCAUGGACUUGAGAGGGUGGGAUGGUACCUAGCGAACCAGAAGCUCAGAAAGGAGAAGAAGACGACCUCGAAGCUGACACCUCAGCGGGGCUUUAGUGAAAACGACGACGACGACGAUGAUGAUGAUGAUGACUCAUCUGAAACUGAUUCUGAUGAAGACGAUGAUGAUGAAGAGCAUGGGGCCCCUCUGGAAGGGGCCUAUGAUCCUGCAGAUUAUGAGCAUUUGCCAGUUUCUGCUGAGAUUAAGGAACUCUUCCAGUAUAUCAGUAGGUACACACCUCAGUUGAUUGACCUGGACCACAAAUUGAAACCUUUCAUUCCUGAUUUUAUCCCAGCUGUUGGGGAUAUUGAUGCAUUCUUAAAGGUCCCACGUCCUGAUGGAAAGCCUGACAACCUUGGCCUGUUGGUGUUGGACGAGCCUUCUACAAAGCAAUCAGACCCUACAGUGCUCUCACUCUGGUUAACAGAGAAUUCUAAACAGCACAACAUCACUCAACAUAUGAAAGUAAAGAGCCUGGAAGAUGCAGAAAAGAAUCCCAAAGCCAUUGACACAUGGAUUGAGAGCAUCUCUGAGUUACAUCGUUCUAAGCCCCCUGCGACUGUGCACUAUACCAGGCCCAUGCCCGAUAUUGACACGCUGAUGCAGGAAUGGUCCCCAGAGUUUGAAGAGCUUUUGGGCAAGGUGAGCCUGCCCACAGCAGAGGUUGAUUGCAGCCUGGCAGAGUACAUUGACAUGAUCUGUGCCAUCCUAGACAUCCCUGUCUACAAGAGUCGGAUUCAGUCCCUCCACCUGCUCUUUUCCCUCUACUCAGAAUUCAAGAACUCACAGCAUUUUAAAGCUCUAGCUGAAGGCAAGAAAGCAUUCACCCCUCCCUCCAACGCCACCUCCCAAGCUGGAGAUGCAGAGACAUUAGCCUUCAGCUGAGACACCUCCCAGGUCACUGUUUCAAGGAUGAGCUGGCUCCUCUACCCUAGCUGAGAAGGAGAGAGUGUUAUCAGCCCCCUGCAUCCUUGCCUGCAUCACAGCUUGACUCGGACAGUCCCACUCCCCUCUCUGCCAGAAAGCACUGCACGGGUUCCUUAAGUGGCUUCUGCCUGUCUCAGGUUUCCUUCCCAUGAGAAUUAUGCAUCUCCACCACUGUGGAAAUUUGAGUUGAAGAAUUGGAAUCUGGGAUCCCAGGAUGCUCCAGUGGAGAGGAAAGCUUAAAAGAUGUUCUUUUUGAGAUAGCGAUGAAAUUAUUUUCUUUCAUUCUUAAAGUUAGUUGGCAAAGAUUUUACAAAUAAAAUGCUCUAUCUUUUAGGUUAUCCUGCUGUUCUAAAAUAUGAAAGAGAAAAGGCAGACUGAGCAUAAGGCAGAGACCAGGAACUUGGCCUAGUAAUAGGCAUUAAGUGAGUAGCAUUUUAAGCAAACCAACUUUGUGAAAUAAAAUCAAACCCCAGUCCUCCAAGGCUGGCAGUAGAGGGGAAUCAUUUUUCUCCUGGAACUUCAUUUCUCUAGGAGUCUCUGCCCAGUUAAUGCUGCCUGCCUUUCAGGAUCCCUGCCUGUCUAGCCCCAGACCUGUCUGGUUGUGGUCUCGGGGAGCCUAGCUAUGGCAGUAAUCCAGGUGAGAGAUGAAUGUGCCUUGGAUUAGGGUGGUAGUGGUGGUAGUAGUAGAGAUGGACAGAUUCAGGAAAUAUUUUGGAGGUUUUAUCAGCCAAGCUCCAGUCAGGAAGUCAGAAACCAUGCUAGUUAUUUCUAACACAGGGUGUUAAAUAUGGGAAAUUGGUUACAAACAUGUUGGAAGGGCUGAAGGAACAAAGGGGAGAAUGGAGGGUGUGAAAGAAUGAAGGUUAAAGGGGUGGUAUCCACUGCGGAUGCUGGAAGCAGAAGAGGCUACUGUGGUCUUGAAUGGCUGAGGAGGUGCCACACUGAGGCACUGCUGAAAUCCGCAGACCCUCACCCUCACUGCUACAGCAACUGCAAGCAAUGCCUGCUGCUUCCUGUCUCCCACCUUCUCAGAUCCUGCCGGUGCCUCCCACUGGCAGAAAUGAACAGCUAGUAAGGGAAUCUGGAAAAUCCAGCAGUUUAAAGGAAAGUAUAGAAGGGAGGGUGUGGGGCUGAGAGACAACAGAUAAAUAACCAGUAGAAAUAGAACCAACAGAUCUUGGUGAUCAAUUGGAUGUUGGGGGUGGAAGGAAAGAAAUCAAGGAUGAUGCCCAGGUCUUUUGGCUUGAGCAACUGAAUGGAUAAUGGAGCCAAGUACUGAUAUGGGGGAAAAUGGGGCAAUAAUUGAUUGGAGGGGGAGAUUACAUUAAAAUGCUACACUAUCAGCCCAAUAUAUACACAAUGAUCACAUAGACAGGAGGGGAAUUGUUUCUUACAGACUCAACCCAACUAUGAUGUUCACAACAUGCUUGAAUUUUAGGAGCAGGAACAUUUGAGCUCUGGCCUCGCUUUGACACCAUAUUGGGACCAGGUGCUCUGCUCUCAAAUGGAUACCAUCAAUGCUCACAUUUAACUCAGGGGAAAAAGAGAGGCAAAAUGUGAUAGGAACUCAAAUUCUCCAUUAGAUUUUCAGGGAACAAUUGGAUUGUCUUCUUUGGCUAGAGCUGAGACUCAACACUAAUAAAUACAGUUGAGUCUUGUUCCUCAUGGUAGUUAUGUCCUAUCAUGUCACCACAAACACGGAGUUAGCAAAUACUGAACCAUUGCUCCUAGAGGAAAUACAAGGUUAGGUUCCUGUGUGCCCUGGUCAUAACAUUUUUGUCAAACAACCAUUGAUUCAUUGAACUCAUAGCCACCAGCACUAUAAAUCAUGCCAUAAGGAGGCUUGUCUACACACUCUCUCCAUAGGGCACAUCACAGGCUAAUUACACUUAGGAACACUUGAUGGCACUUCAGCACUAUGAUUGGGGGCCAUUUUAAACAGCAGAAUUACCACCAGCAAGCAAAGGAUGUGGCACUAAGUAGACCAUGAAAAGGGCACUUGUUUACAGCACGAAAGCUGAAACCAGAAGGCAGAAUGAAGCCUUAUUCAGCCUCAGCUGGGAAGAUAGGCAUUGGGCAACUCAAGGUUUUCACUGUUUUGAGCAUGUCUGCAAAUGAUCAUGAAAACACUGCAAAUAUUGAUUUGGGGAUUACAAAUAAAUUAUAGCAGGUACAUGAAUUCACAAAAGCGGAUUGCCAAAUAAUGAGGAUCAACUGUACUUCCUGACUAAGUUACUGGUUCGUGCGUGGGCCUUUUCGUUUAUCUCCCUACUCCAGCAUAUCCACCAUUGCUCUCCUGUGAUCAUCUUCAGACACUUUUCAUCACGGGAUCUUCUCCUCUUCAACAAUCUGUAGUUACUCCCUUUUGGCUACUUGCUCUGUGGCCCUGGGAAAAAGCAGUUAACUUCUAUGCCUCAGUUAAUCUAGGCAUAGAUGAAACAGUUAUAAUAAACACUAACUUAACUCUUAGUCUUGUCCUGUGGGUAAAAAUAUGUGAAAAGAUUAAGUGCCACAAAAUGUGAGAUAUAAUAAUUAUCUUACUAAGUAUAAAUUUUCAACUUGACCUUUUAGACUUUCCAUUUGGCAACUCUCUCCCAACCCUGAGAUCCUCAUUUUCCAUAAUUCCCCAAUGUGAACUGCAAAACCAAUCUGCUUGCCAUGCUCUACGUGGGACUCCUGAGUUCCCUCUUCUAACUAAACCUUUAUGAAGGUUUUUCUUUGCUUGAAGUGUCCCUCACCUUUGCUGAUCCUAGGCUCUCAGCACUUCUAAGUAGAAAAAAAUUAAAUACAAGUAUUUAUAUCUUCAUUCCCUCCUUUAACCUUACUAAAAUGACUGGACAGGAAUAAAAAGAUAUAAAUCAGCAAGUACAGAUAAUAGGAAAGAAAAUGAUGGUAGACUAGAUAGCAACACAAUUUUGGAAGAUGGACGAGUAACUGAUUAGUCGGGGAGGGGGAAGAAGACCUGAAAUUUGACUGCCUCUGGAGGAGAGGGACAGAGAAACCAACACAAAGUAAGCUAUUUGACACUGCAGAACCCUGGAAAAGAUCAGGAAUUGAAAGUGUCAGAUAUUUCUGAUGGCAUGUGUGCAGGGUGGUGCUGAAAACAGGAGGGUUUGU